Chara braunii is the source of this 2889-nucleotide messenger RNA. The record is from the annotation of a GenBank genome assembly. Lineage: Eukaryota; Viridiplantae; Streptophyta; Charophyceae; Charales; Characeae.
CUAUCCUAAGGAACGAUGGCUUGGCCAACAAGGGCUUUCCCAAGGAUGUGGAAGUGGGCAGUUGCAGCCUUUGCUUUUGUGGUCAUAGUCAUCGCCGCACUUGCUGUAGGUUUCGGUAAGCGAAGGGUUCACAGGUCUAGCAGCUCAGCAUCUGGUGCUAGUAGCAAUGGGACGGAGCCCUCCGUUUCAGUCGAUGCCCCGGUUCGAUCUCCUUCGGGCACAGCUGCCAACUUGUCGGUCGUGUCUCCUCCCGCGCCAGCUGCUCCACCGCCAAAUGCAUCUUCGCAGGUGCCAGAUGCAAUGAAAGAACCCACUGUCUAUGCGUUUGAGGUCGUGAAGACGUACCCCCAUGAUCUUGCGGCAUUUACCGAGGGUCUCGUGUACGCGGGGAACGACACAUUCUAUGAGUCUACCGGGCUCUAUGGCCACUCCUCUAUUAGGCUAGCAGAAUUGCACACAGGCAAAGUCCGUCAGCAGCGAAACAUGGACUCGCAGUGGUUUGGUGAAGGCUUGACCCUGUUUGGCGGCAAACUGUGGCAAUUAGUUUAUAAGUUCAACUAUGGUUUCGUGUACGAUCCGGUAACGUUGGAUGUUGUCGGCAAUUUUACGACAACCAUGAGUGAUGGUUGGGGCCUCACGCACGACGGAGCAAAUCUCAUUGGCAGUGACGGGACAGCGUUUAUUUACUUCUUCGAUCCGGCGGAUUUCCGGGAGACAAAACGGUUGCGCGUCACCGAUGCCGGUUUUGGCGUCCAUCAGAUCAAUGAGCUAGAAUACAUCAAUGGCGAGAUCUGGGCGAACAUUUGGCUGACCGAUUGUAUCGCAAGGAUUUCGCCUGAGACUGGGCGCGUUCUGGGUUGGAUGCAUCUUCCAGACCUCAAGAUGUCGGCAUUGUCGAACGCUGCUGCUCGAGCCGAUGGAGACAAAGUGCUCAAUGGGAUUGCGUAUGAUGUCGAAAGCGACCGGAUUUUUGUGACGGGGAAGAAGUGGCCUUUACUGUUUGAGAUCAAAGUCCGAGGGUUAACGAGCAAUGAAAUGAACAAUGCGAACUCGCUAGCAGCUGUGCGAAAGGCGUGUCACCUUUAGAUGACGGCUGCAUAUUGCUUGAGGUUAAGGGUUUUGGUCGCUCUCGUUUCCUGAACGCUUGUGCUCGUGCAUCUUCUACUUGUUGAAGGCCGCAUCCACCACCUUCUCCUGGUUUCGCAUCCCCCCCUUCUCAGGAAGAGCAAAAUAUACGAUAUGCUCUCCUCAUAGAGACAACCGCCGUCAGUCAUCGUUGGUCUGAUCGGUGACUGCAUCAUCGCUUCUUGGGUCGCACCGCUUCUAACAAAGUGCAGAAUAUACAACGCGCUUUGCUUCGUUAGGUAGCCUUCUUUGCGUGACACUGUUACAACACCUUCUAGAGUGUGUACUUGAGUCGUGAAAGAACUGCUAGCACCCAUCUCUUGUCUUCUGUAUACCAAAGAGCGUUUAAUCGCAAGAGCCAAGGGGAUUGUGGAGCUGUUUCUGAUCUGCCAGCACAUAGCAGCCUGGCCUGCGAAGCGAAGCCAGCCCUCCUUGGCGACGCCUACCUAUGCCAGUGGGUCCACAAAGGAGGCUUGGAUGUAGUGGGGCCCUUAAACCACCAGUGCUUGGCCCAGCUAUUGGCCAGGGGAAAAACUAGAGUAGAAACGUUUCUAGUCGGAUGAAUUUGGGCGCUCCUGUAGUGGCCCGUACAUUUCCUAAAAUUGUGGCUUGUAAACGGGCACAAACUUUAGGACUUAUUACUGGUGGUUUAAUGUGUGCGAGACCAUCCUAUACAGUUCAGGCUGUUAUCAAUCGCGUUUUUUGGUCGGGUUGAAUAACGUAAACUCAGGUGUUUGUGGCGUCACUGUCGACAUUCCGACCACUGGGAACAGGCAGCACAUAGCACUACCCUCUUCACCCGAAUAGAACGCCAGGUCGUUAUAGCUAUAUUCAGAGCAACUUUCAGUCUAGAUCUACAGGGGAAAAGACCGGGCGUUCCAUUCAGGUGAACUUGAAGACGGGUAGGAAGGCGCUGAAUAGAUUUAGACAUUUUUCAGGUGGUGGCUGGCCUUUGGUGCCUGCCAAGGUUGGGGGUCCGAGUUGUGCGGACUCGCCCUCUGCCAGCCGCUCCGCGCCUCUCUCCCCCCGAAGGCUAGAGGGCUCAAGUUUUGGAAUCAAGCCCUUGCUUGGGGACUACGGAGGAGGCAAUGCAUCUGUGUGGGAGCUGUGGACAGGUGGCUUGACCAGAACCUUCCGGAGGGGUGCUCUUUGAGGAGAGGAGGCAGGUCUUUUUUUAAGUCGUAGCAUGACCGGUUUAUGCUACACUACUACCCUCUUCGCCGGAAUACGAGGCACGGUCAUUAUAGCUGUAUCUGGGGUACCUUUCAGUCUAAAUACAGCAAUAAUGACAGUACAUUGUAUUCGGGUGAAGAAGGUUUGAGUGCAUUUGUACCAGGAGGUUUGGAGCCUUUGACGUAACCAUGGAUGGCACUAGUGUGGUCCCCACCCUACCCUCGUUCGCUGAACAGAAUGUACGCUCAUAUUAUUGUUGUAUGUAUGGACUGAAAGUUGCCCCAAAAUGUACAGCUUUAAUGACUGUAAAUUUUAUUCAGGGGAAGGGGGCCGAGAAAAAAAAAAAAAAAAAAAAAGGAGGAUGGGCCGAGACACGAGAAGAGUGUUUGCAGUCGUAAGUUGUGCGGUCAGCAUGCAUCUCCUUUGUACAUCCUUGCAGCCGUUGAGGCUUUACGGUCAUUAGACUUCCUUCCCUGCUGAUUGUCCGCACCGAUGCAUUCAUUAUUAGGUACUCGGAGGUUUCAGCAUAUGGAGCUUCUAUGAAUCCAGGAGGCCAUGAAAUGCACGGACGCGUCUUAAAAAGCAACAAGU